GAGAGAGAGAGAGAGAGAGAGGAAGAAGAGGUGAAGAUCUUUGUCCUGCGGCACUGCAGUCACAGUCAAUAUCGGAGUAGCGUUCAUUAGAGGCCGAAUGAUGGAGGUUCCACGCGUGGGACACAUUGUCAGUAGCCCCACAAGCCCGUGUGAGGACAUGAUGAAGAAUCUUAGUCUGGAUGCGAUCCAGCUUUGUGAGAUAGAAGGCAAUAAGUCCAUGGACAGCGGCAUUGCAGAGAUGGAGGAACUUCCUGUUCCCCAGAACAUCAAAAUUAGCAACAUCACGUGCGACUCCUUUAAGAUCUGCUGGGACAUGGACUCCAGAGCAAAGGAGCGGAUCACACAUUACUUCAUCGACCUCAACAAGAAAGAAAACAAGAAUGCCAACAAGUUCAAACACAAGGACGUCCCCACUAAGCUGGUAGCAAAAGCGGUUCCCCUGCCCAUGACAGUGCGAGGACACUGGUUCCUAAGUCCACGCACCGAGUACACUGUGGCUGUUCAGACCGCGUCCAAACAGGGUGAUGGAGACUACGCCGUGUCAGAAUGGAGUGAGAUCAUUGAAUUCUGUACAGCUGAUUAUUCCAGUGUUCAUCUCACACAAUUGUUAGAGAAAGCUGAGGUCAUCGCUGGAAGAAUGCUGCGGUUUUCUGUCUUCUACCGAAACCAGCAUAAAGAGUACUUUGACCAUGCAAGGGAGGCCAAAAACAACAAGAUGUUGCCGUCAGUUAAGGACAACAGCGGCAGCCACGGCUCACCCAUUAGUGGGAAGCUAGAGGGCAUCUUCUUCAGCUGUAAUACUGAGUUCAACACAGGCAAACCCCCGCAGGACUCACCGUAUGGCCGCUACCGCUUCCAGCUAGCGGCCGAAGCGCUCUUCAACCCCGAGACCAACCUGUAUUUUGGUGACUUCUACUGCAUGUACACGGCCUAUCACUACGUCAUUCUGGUGAUCGCUCCGAAGGGCUCGCCAGGAGAUGAGUUCUGCAAGCAACGUCUGCCAGCACUGCAAAUCGCCAACAACCGCUUUCUGACCUGCUCAGAGGAUGAAGACGGGCAGCUGGUGUUCCACCACUGCCAGGAUGUUAUCCUGGAGGUCAUCUACACUGAUCCUGUGGAUCUGAGCAUGGGAACGGUAGCUGAGAUCAGUGGUCAUCAGCUCAUGAGCUCAUCAACAGUCAAUGCCAAGAAGGACCCAAGCUGCAAGACCUGCAACAUCAGUGUGGGACGCUAACCCUUUAAACUGAACCUUUCUGCUGCCUUGAACAGCACAGAAACUUCGCCUUCACCUGUUGCCGUCCCAUAACUCUCCUGUUGAAUUUACCCAAAAGUUCCUUCUGAUGUCUGAAAGGCUUUGUUCAGACAAGCAGCAAAAUCGGAUUUUGUGGCGCUUCCAACAUAAAUCUGUCCAGUUGCUUGGAGUGUGAACAAACACUUGAAAUCAGAUGUUUUCGAAACCAGUCCAAAGCAGUGUCAUUCAGGAAGCAGCACAUACAGUAUGUAACAUCAUACAAAGUGCACAAUAUUGCCUCAAACUGUCUGAAUACACUCAUAUUUGCUUACUCUUUGCUCAUAUGGCAAACUAUGUGACAUUCACUAUGCAGUGAAUAGUGAAUGAGUGAGCAGUUUUGGACACUGUAAAUGCAUGAAUUUGUAAAUACAGUAAUGCCUCUCGCUUAUGUAGUCUAAUGUACCUUGUGAGUUCAGCAUAAGCAAGAUGGACAUGAGCUAAAAUUUCCACUUUUCUGCCCUAUCCUCAGUCAGAGUCAGAGAGGGAAUUUAUAUUCUGAAAUAAUAAGUUUUGCGUUCCCUCACAAUAUGUUUUGUGUUCCCUCAGAAUAGUUUUGCGUUCCCUCACAAUAGUUUUGCGUUCCCUCACAAUAGUGUUCCCUCAGAAUAGUUUUGCGUUCCCUCACAACAAGUUUUGCAUUCCCUCAUAAUAGUUUUGCAUUCCCUCACAAUAAGUUUUGCAUUCCCUCACAAUAGAUUUGCGUUCCCUUACAAUAAGUUUUGCAUUCCCUCACAAUAGUUUUGCAUUCUCUCACAAUAAGUUUUGCGUUCUCUCAGAAUGGUUUUGCAUUCACUCACAAUAAGUUUUGUGUUCCCUCAGAAUAGUUUUGCGUUCCCUUACAACAGUUUUGCGUUCCCUCACAAUAAGUUUUGCGUUCCCUCACAAUAAGUUUUGCGUUUCCUGAGAACAGUUUGGCAUUCCCUUACAUUCAUUUGGUGUUCCCUCACAAUAGUUUAGCGUUCCUUCAAAAUAGUUUUGCAUUCCCUCACAAUAGUUUUGUGUUCCCUCACAACUGUUUUGCAUUCCCUUGCAAUAAGUUUUGCGUUUCCUCUGAAUAGUUUUACGUUCCCUCACAAUUAGUUUUGCAUUCCCUCACAAUAGUUUUGCGUUCCCUCACAAUAAGUUUUGGGUUCCCUCACAAUAGAUUUGUCUUCCCUCAGAAUGGUUUUGCAUUCCCUCACAAUAAGUUUUGCAUAUACUCAGAAUAGUUUUGCAUUCCCUUAGAAUAGUUUUGCGUUCCCUCACAAUAGUUUUGCGUUCCCUCACGAAUAGUUUUGCAUUCCCUUAGAAUAGUUUUGCAUCCCCUCCGAAUAGUUUUGCGUUCCCUCCGAAUAGUUUUGCAUUCCCUUGCAAUAAGUUUUGCAUUCACUCACAAUAGUUUUGCGUUCUCUCACAAUAAGUUUUACAUUCCCUCAGAAUGGUUUUGCUUUCCCUCACAAUAAGUUUUGCGUUCCCUCAGAAUAGUUUUGUGUUCCCUCACAAUAGUUUUGUGUUCCCUCACAAUAGUUUUGCAUUCCCUCGUAAUUAGUUUUGCGUUCCCUUGCAAUAGUUUUGGGUUCCCUCACAAUAGCUUUAUCCAUCUCUUACAAAAUCUAAUCAUGAUUUUAUUACAGUAACCAUAAUUCAACUAUGUUAUUUGUAGUAAAACCAUAACCACAAAGUUUACCAUGGUUUUACUACAGUAACCAUAUUUGCUAACUUAUAUUUGUAUUAAUACCUUAGUAAUAAGGAAACAAUGGUAACCAAAACUAACCACAACUAUGGUAAAAAUAUAUUUAUUUUUUGCCAAAAUGAUUAUGAUUUUUAUUACCAUAGUUAUGGUUUUCUUAUGGUUCAACUACAAAUACCAAAUACUGUAGUUGCACUAUGGUUACUGUAGUAAAGCCAUACGCAAAGUAACCAGAACGCAAAGUAAUAAUGAGGGAACGCAAAAAUUUUGGUGAGGGAACGUAAGCUAUUGCAAAUGAAUGCAAAACAUUUUUUGAAAGAAAGCAAGCUAUUGCUAAGGCAUUUUAAGGGAACACAAAGCUAUUUAAGAAAAUAAAUUCCCUCCCUGUCCUCUAAGGGGCUCCCUACUUUCCACACUGACAGUUUCUCUCAGUAGUUUAAUGAUAACAAGUCUCAAUGCAUCAUGCUGACACUUAUUAUAGCAACAGAUGUGGAUACACUGGAUAUUGACAACUCUGUCUGAACAAACAAAACAGAUUUCAUCACUUACUAAAUGAGAGUGUAAACAGUCAGUCCUAAAGAUCAGAUUUGAAAAAUGAAUCUGAUUUAUGUGCAGUGUGAACAAAGCCAAAGACUCCUCCGCAGCAUGUAUCUCGCUGCUUUUGACAAAAUGCCCUUUUCUUUUACUAGCUCGUCAAUCCUGACCUGGUUCGGGUUAGAUAUGUCAUGCUCCUAUUUUUCUAUCCAUGUUGGGAUGUUGACCCCUGUCAAUCAAACUGCUUCUUUAACCCUUCUUUGGCUGUCAAACCUUUAAUGAUGUCCUCUCCCAUUAGAAUGCAGCAUUGUAACAGUUUAUCAAAGUUUAACACAAAAUUCUCACAACAAUCAGUCAAGACAACCAUUUUGAUGAGGCAUUAUGAAUGUGAUAAUGUGAUGAUUAUUAUAUUGAGUGAGUUCUCGGAUAUCUACAACAAAAUAAAAAUAAGUGACUGGAAGCAAUGAUUGCAAUUAAAACAAAAAAACAACAUAAAAAACAUUAACAUUAGCACUUCCAUGACUGUUCUUCAGCAGUGUUUCAUGUUAUUUAUUCCAACCCAUCCAGUAUACUGUGAUUUAACAUAUAAUAAAUGUGAUGAGACGUGUAGAUAGAAAAAUAUUUAUUUUUUAACUGGUGAAUUAAAAAAAAGGACAGAACCAGAAGUGCACAAUACAGAAGAUUUUGGCAAUGGAAAAGAAUGGGUUCACGGUAAAGCAAAUAUAUAGAGAUUAUAUAUUAACUGUAUAAACCAAUAUAGAAUUUACGUGCACUAAAGCUAACAUUCAAAAGCUACAUUUGUCAUUGUGGAUGUGUACAGCAAAUAAAGUCUGGGACAAAUAUAACAUGACACAGAAUAAUCACACCUGAUUGUAGCACAAUUCAACAGUUUACGCUGGUUGGCAUGCAAAGACACUACACAAAGAUUGUAAUAGUUCAAUGCAGUAAGAGCCGUUUAAGAAAGAUGUUGAUUGUUUCAUUUUGAGAGAGUAGCUACUUGAGCAGAAUUGCACUUAAAGCACUCAUCUGCUUCUUAUGAACAUAUCUUCUGCUUUGGGCUUCAGUAUUUUUUAAUAGUUUAAAAUGUGAUUGGACAGUCUUCAAUGGUGAUUUUAACCACUGACUUAUAUCAUGACUUGUUUUUCUAUGUAUAGGAGGAAAACUGUGCUCUGUGAUGGCCAUGUACCAUACUUAACACAAUUUUAAACUGAAUAGAUUUACUCUUGAUAUCUUUUAAAAUACAGUCCUUGGCUUUCUGUCUUUGCUAUCCGGAAAUUCUUCGGGGAGAAUAUUUAGUACUUCUCAUUUCGUGCUCCAGUCAUUAAAUAUCCCUUAUUUUUCCUUUAUUUUUUAUGAGAAAUAUAUACAACUAACUUGGUCUCUGCAUUUAUAUGUGAGGAAAUCACUGACAUUUGCAUACAAUUAUUAUUUUAAGUGCUCUGGGUUGUUUUCUAUAAGGGCAUUGCAUUAUUUGAGGUGGCCAGAGCUCCUAGCCCCAGAGAAUCAUGGAUCCUCAUUAGUGUGCAUAUGCUCACCAUGUUCCUAAUUAGAAUAAUAAACUAGCUUCAUACAAGAGCAAGACAAUUUUAAAAAAUCUCCUCCAAAAAUAAAGUGCCAUAUUCCGUAAACAUAGAUGAAUACUCUAUAUUUCCUUUUUGCCCUUUAAAAUAUGAAAUAUGAGGUUUGUAUAGAUCCACCUUGCUCUGUACACAGCACAGAGAUGGCACACUGUGUUUAUGUUGCAGUAGCCAUCAAAAGGCCUUGCUCGGUUCGGCCCACCCAUUGAGUCUAGGACUUCCAGAGUGGUCAAAUCAACACAGAAAUAAUAUUAAAGUGCAUUUUAGCAUCGUUAUGGCACAAAUAUGUCAAAUGUAAAAAGUCAAUUUGGUCCAAACAUUGGGUGAAUACUGAAAGGCAGAAAGAAUCUCUUUGACUCAAAUUGUCUUUGUGGUUUCCUGUUUGCUGAGCAACACUUCCAGUAAGCGUAAUUUGGCUUUGAGACUUUUGUACUCCUGGUACUCCACGGCCAUGGGAAUUCGGUCAUCUUUUUGUGCAGUUCUUCAUUAUUUUUGUAAAGCAGGAAAAAGAAAACAACAGAUACCACAUAAAAUAUAUGACUUUGUGAAAUUAUCUUACCAAUAAAACACACAUGUAACCCUUGAGUUGCCUUAGUGAAACAGUUUUGUACAUCACUGGAUUGCAGAUAAAACGAAAUGUAUUUUAUUUUGAAAAAAAAAAAAAAAUGCAUAUAUUGUGUACACAAACAUAGUUCUUUUUUUUCUGGUGGAAUUAUUUUGUGUAUCAUUGAUUAGAUGUGCAUAUGCUAACUAUGCUGAAUUGUUUUGUAUCUUGAUUUUUCCUGUUUUCUUCCUGUCUUGAAAAAGUCAAACGUAACAUAAACUAUCAUUAAUAAAAUGUGUUAAUGCCACAAUAA
This is a messenger RNA of Myxocyprinus asiaticus (Chinese sucker), 5928 nucleotides long. RefSeq names its product phytanoyl-CoA hydroxylase-interacting protein-like. The record is from RefSeq and is a predicted model, not a curated record. Bases 98 to 1234 code for a protein of 378 amino acids. Lineage: Eukaryota; Metazoa; Chordata; Actinopteri; Cypriniformes; Catostomidae. Gene Ontology annotation, molecular function: protein binding. Gene Ontology annotation, cellular component: cytoplasm. The transcript has 5 exons.